GUCUAUGAGACACUAGGGUACCAGUCCUGGAUCGGGCCUUUGAAGGCUUCAAUACUUGUCUUUUUGCUUAUGGUCAGACGGGGUCUGGAAAAUCGUAUACGAUGAUGGGAUUUAGUGAAGAAGCAGGAAUAAUUCCAAGAUUUUGUGAAGAUUUGUUUGCUCGAGUGGCCACAAAGCAGAGCCAAGAGACAGAGCUUGUGGAAGGGGAAGAACAUGAUCACAGGAUAACCAGCCGCAUAAACCUCAUCGAUCUGGCAGGCAGCGAGCGCUGCUCCACAGCGCACACUAGUGGCGAUCGCUUGAAGGAAGGAGUGAGUAUUAACAAGUCCUUGCUCACGCUGGGGAAGGUGAUAUCUGCGCUUUCCGAACAAGCCAACCGGAAGAGAGUUUUUAUCCCCUAUCGUGAAUCUGUUCUGACCUGGCUGUUAAAGGAAAGCCUGGGUGGAAAUUCAAAAACUGCCAUGAUUGCCACGAUCAGUCCCGCUGCCAGCAACAUCGAGGAGACACUGAGCACCCUCAGGUACGCCAGCCAAGCCCGCAUGAUCAUCAGCGUCGCCAAGGUCAACGAAGACGUGAACGCCAAGUUGAUUAGAGGUGAGCACCAUCUGGAAGCUUAUACCAUAAACCACACUGCUUCUCCCAGAAUAUGA
This is a messenger RNA of Sorex araneus (European shrew), 650 nucleotides long. Its product is annotated as kinesin-like protein KIF14. Gene Ontology annotation, molecular function: microtubule binding; microtubule motor activity; ATP binding. Lineage: Eukaryota; Metazoa; Chordata; Mammalia; Eulipotyphla; Soricidae. The record is from RefSeq and is a predicted model, not a curated record. The transcript is spliced from 5 exons. Gene Ontology annotation, biological process: mitotic spindle organization; microtubule-based movement. The coding region runs from base 102 to 650 and encodes 182 amino acids.